This is a messenger RNA of Symbiodinium necroappetens, 2985 nucleotides long. NCBI's taxonomy places the organism in Eukaryota, Dinophyceae, Suessiales, Symbiodiniaceae. The record is from the annotation of a GenBank genome assembly.
AUGUGCAGUUCAGAUUCUGGUUUUGUUGGGCCGCAGCAACAUGUGCGAAGUCGUACCUCCACAAAAGAUUGGCGCCAUCAGAAGGGUUGGAAGUCGUCCUCAUGGUGGGACUUACAGCUGAGUCUCGGCAUUGUGGCACAGACCAGUGCAAAGGCCGUGCUGCAAUUCUGCAGCACCCGCCUGCCCCAGCUUCACUUGGUGAAUCUGUCAACAGCUCUCCACCGUGUAGCAAAAUCAUCAGAUCGCCUUCAAGUUCUAGAUUGCCCUGAGCUGCAGGGGUUGGUUCGCUGCCUGGCAACGCAGCUGAACGAGACAAAUGAAGCGUCACCACUAACGUUGGCCAGUGUGUGUUGGGCAUGUGCAAAACUAAGCUACCUGGACAUGUCGCUCUUUGACAUGAUGGCCACGCAGGCUAUAGGAUGCGUGCAGAGACAGGGGAUGGGUUUCCAGCAGUGCUCAAACAUCGCCUGGGCUUAUGCAAUCUUGGAGCUCUUCCAUGGGCCCUUGCUGGAGGCCUUAGGGAGCCUGACUGUCGACACCCUGUCAUCCUUUGACUCACAGGCCGUCUCCAACCUGGUUUGGGCGUUUGCAAAGCUCCUUGUGCUGGACGAGCCGCUCAUGUCCUCAAGUGCCUUGCAUUUUGUGGAGCGAUUGUCAGAGUCCAGCCCGCAGAACCGCUCCAACUUCUGCUGGGCCUUCGCAGUGCUCUUGGUCAGAUCGCCUUUGGUGGUCAUGGUUCAUCAACUGGACGAGGGCGAGGGCCUGCAUGAGCUCGACUUGCAGGAUCUAACAAACACCGCCUGGGCCCUCGCGUGCUUGGAGUGCCUGGACGCGCCUCUACUCCAUGAUUUUGCGGCGGAGUUCCUGUUGAAAGUGGACAGCAUCUUGCAGGAUGGCUUCUUGACCACAGCGCGACUGCAAGACACAGCUUUUGCAAUCGUCUCAGUGUCGUGGGUUUUCGCCUUUACAAGCAUCUUGUCACCUGGGCUUUGCGGGGAAUUGGCAUGGAAGCUGUCGAAGAUUGGAUUGCAGGUGGACAGUUGUGCUGACGGCAUUCCCAACGUGCGGCAGAGCGCAUAUCCCGCUGCUCAAGGUGAGGGCAGAAGCGGCGGCUCACCCAGGAUAGUUUUCAGCACUCGUGGCAUGGCGGUCGUGUUCAAACCGCCAGGUUGGGAAGUAGAUGGGCCGCAGAGCGAGCCGAGCAAGCAGGGCCUGUUGUCUGAUUUUCUCAGAGCAGAAUAUCCCUCACACUCCCUGCCAUUCCUCUCGGAUUUCCAGUACGGCUUUAUUCAUCGCCUUGAUGUGCCGAGCUCGGGUCUAAUAUUGGCUGGAACGACGUUCCAAGGAUUAUAUUCUCUGCGCAUGCAGAUCAACACAUUCUCCAUGUUUCGGGAGUAUCUUGUACUCUGUCACGGCAUUGCGCCUGCAUCUUUGACGGAAUGUUGUUGGCCCAUCGACAUGGUGUCACGGAGAAGUCUAGCUCAGCAGAGACCGACUCGGUCAAGGUCCAGUGGCUCUUGUGACGGAAGGGCAGCUUUGACGUGGUUCCGCUUUCUGGCACAUGGUCAUGGUAUGUCAGAGGAGAUGCUCAGCGUGGUUUGUGUCCGGAUACACACGGGACGGAAUCACCAAAUUCGAACGCAUCUUCAAAGCACUGGAUAUCCAACGGUCGUUGAUGGCCGCUACACCUGCUGUUCAGUGCAUUUGCAGGAAUCGCGGUCACUCCAAAUCAGGCAGUCUCAGCAGCUGGUUCUGAGCUCCACUGUUUGGGAUCCCAGGGGCCAAGCGGCCUCAGGUCUCCAGCGCCUUCGCAGCACUUCUGGCCUCGAGCUGCGGGCCUUCCCGGGUGAAGUCCAAGACGGUCGGCGGCCGCAUGUGUGGUCUUGGCAGAGCCAUACCUCCGAGGGCAAAAUCGCCGUCCUCGAUGGACGCUUGCGCUGCCAUUUGCCUGAGAAGCAUCAUUUGGAAUCCGACUGUGGCAAGCUGAGAAAACUGGCGAUCAUGCUCAAAGAGUUCAAAGCCCGGAAUGACAAGUGCAUCAUUUUCACCCAGUUCAGCAAGAUGCUGGAUGUCCUCGAGACCUUUGUGUGCCACCAUAGCUUCACCUACGUCCGUAUGGAUUCAGCAGUAAAGGUGGACAGGCGGCAGGACUUGGUCGAUCGAUUCAAUGACGACGAACGCAUUUUCCUCUUCAUAUGCUCGACACGUGCCGGCGGUGUGGGCAUCAAUUUGAUGAGUGCCAACACUGUCAUCUUCUAUGACUCCGACUGGAACCCGGCGAUGGACAGACAGGCCACGGAUCGAGCACAUCGAAUUGGCCAGACUCGCGAGGUGCACAUCUAUCGGCUGGUCAGUGAGCACACAAUCGAGGAAAACAUUUGGCGGAGGCAGCUGCAGAAGCGAGAGCUUGACGACAUGGUCGUGGACCAGGGUCGAUUUACGACGGAAGAACUGGAGCACCUACACACAGGUGCGACCCCGGCUCCUGCAAAGCCAGAAGAAGUUGGCUUGCCGGUGCUGGCAGCGAAGAGCAUUGCCUGGUCUGCUGCGGAGGUGCGUGCAAUGCUGCAAGAUGGGCAAGAUCCUGAACCGGAUCGCGAAGGCCCUCGGGCUUCUGAUGCAGAACCGCGCAGCAACGGCCAUGUUGCCAAAACUGCAUGCCGUGGGAUGGCUCCAGGCAGCGCGUCAGAGCAACCCACGAGUAUUUCUGAGUUCGAGAAAGUCCUGCAGAAAGUUGAGGACACAGAGGAUGCUCAAAUGGCAGCUAGUGCAUCGCUGGAGCUUCAGCAGACGGAAUGUUUGCUCAAGGGGGAUUUCCAAGCCAGACAAGCGCCACCUGAGAAGCCGGAGAAGUUGGACUGGCUUAGUCUACCACGGCUAGUUCGAUGGGGCGUCCAUCGAAUCCGUGUUCUUGAGGUUGAAGAGGUGCUCGCCCGCCAGAGACCCCGAACUCGAAAGAGAAGAGCAGCUGUGACCGCCGUUUGA